CUGUAGCCAAGAUCUUGCUUCCCAAUGAGGCAUCAUUGAAAAAGAAGAAGAAGAAGAAGAAGAAGAAGAAGAAGAAGAAGAAGAAGAAGAAGAAGCAUUUGUUAAACACCUCAAAUUGUAGGCACUAUCAGGUUAAUGGGAACAAAUCUUGCCUGCAGCUUAACAAUUGGAAACACACAACCUCAUUAUCCUGGAUCUCUGGCAGCAGCAUCCACAGGAAGGCCUUAAGAGGUGCUCCUAAGACUCCCCCACCCAGCCAGUUUGUUCUGUUAUCAGACAAGCGCCAUCAAGGCACACUGAUCAUAGCUUAA
This is a messenger RNA of Podarcis lilfordi (Lilford's wall lizard), 311 nucleotides long. The record is from the annotation of a GenBank genome assembly. NCBI's taxonomy places the organism in Eukaryota, Metazoa, Chordata, Lepidosauria, Squamata, Lacertidae.